Molecule: messenger RNA, 853 nt
Organism: Prorocentrum cordatum
Lineage: Eukaryota; Dinophyceae; Prorocentrales; Prorocentraceae
Source: the annotation of a GenBank genome assembly
AGGCUCCAAGCCAUGAGCUCCCUGAAGCGCCCGCGCGAGGAAGAGCUGCCGACCAGAUGGCUGGACCUCAAGCUGGCGACGCGGGAGAACACGGCGAAGUACGGAUACUUCAUUGACGACACGGUCGUGAAUCCUGGCCUGGGAAUCCCCUUUUACAAGACAGUCCUCGAGGGCGCCAACUACAAGGAGGCGACCUGGAAGGACCAGUGCUGCGUGCGCACCUCGCAGAUCCACUGGCGCGAGGACCACACCGUCACGUGGCUGGAGCGGCACAUGGAGAUGACGCAGGGCUUCCUCGUGCUCGGCAGCAACCCUGGCCUGUUCGUGUUCGGCGAGCCGACGCACGAUAGGGAGGACCUGGACGAGAAGCAGCGGUCCCUGCCAGAUCCAUCGAAGAUAGAGGCCUUGAUCGUGCCGCCGGGCCAUGGCAUCAUCAUCAAGAAGGGCACCUGGCACGACUUCCCGGUGUCUUGCGGCCCGCCCGUGUCCGCCUUCAUCAUCAACACCGAGGAGGUGGUGGCCGCGCUGGCCUCGAUGGCCGCCCCGGCGCCCAUGGACCACGGCGACUGCUACAAGCUUCGGCUGGCAGAUCACUUUGACUUCAAGUGGAAGUUCCGCGAUCCGCGUCCGUUCGUGAAGCAGAUGGGCCUCGUGCCGCGCCCCAUCGCGCAGCCGGCCAUGGGCCUGCAGGGCUACGGCGUCGACAUGGAGCGCCAAGAGGUCCGCGCCGGCUGGGGCGGCUCCACCAGGGUGUUCGUGGUGCCGGUGGUGAACGUCGAAGUUUUCGUCCCCGGCUGCGGCGGCCCUGGCAUCCAGCCGCACCUGCAGUCGACGCCCGAGAUCGCCAACAAGG